GCUCGCAAGACGGCCGCCGCCGCCGCCACAGCCGACGAAGACAUGGACGACGAGCGCAGCAAAGUUGAGCUCAUCAGAGGCUCGCCGCUGGACGUCGGGAAUCUGGAUGAGAUCAUCGAUGAUAACCACGUGAUUGUGUCCACCAUUCACGGCGCCCCUUACUAUGUGUCGAUCAUGUCGUUCGUGGAUAAGGACCAGUUGGAGCCCAACUCGACGGUACUUCUGCACCACCGCCAGCAUCACGUGGUGGGAGUGAUGGACGACGACGUGGAUCCGAUGGUGAAUGUGAUGAAACUGGACAAAGCGCCCAAAGAGACGUACGCCGACGUCGGCGGUCUCGACCAACAGAUCCAAGAGAUCAAAGAGUCGGUAGAGUUGCCGCUAACGCAUCCCGAGUACUACGAAGAGAUGGGUAUUCGCCCCCCGAAGGGGAUCAUACUGUACGGCCCGCCCGGCACUGGGAAGACACUGUUGGCCAAAGCGGUGGCCAAUCAGACGUCGGCCACGUUCUUGCGUGUGGUGGGCUCUGAGCUGAUCCAGAAGUAUUUGGGCGAAGGACCCAAACUGGUGCGGCAGCUGUUCCGCGUGGCCGAAGAGUACGCGCCCACCAUUGUGUUCAUCGACGAGAUCGACGCCGUCGGCACCAAGAGAUACGACUCGAACUCUGGCGGCGAGCGUGAGAUCCAGCGAACAAUGCUGGAGCUGUUGAACCAAUUGGACGGCUUUGACUCGCGCGGCGACGUGAAGGUGAUUAUGGCGACCAAUCGGAUCGAUUCGCUCGACCCGGCGCUCAUACGGCCCGGACGUAUAGACCGUAAGAUCGAGUUCCCGCUGCCGGACGAGCCGACAAAGCGGCGCAUAUUCGGCAUUCACACCAAACGCAUGUCUUUGGCCGCAGACGUCAACUUCGAUGAACUGAUUGCGGCGAAGGACGACCUGAGCGGCGCCGACAUCAAAGCCAUGUCCAAUUGGUUCAACAGCUCCAGCAUU
Molecule: messenger RNA, 990 nt
Organism: Medioppia subpectinata
Lineage: Eukaryota; Metazoa; Arthropoda; Arachnida; Sarcoptiformes; Oppiidae
Source: the annotation of a GenBank genome assembly